CGCUAAUUGACAACGCGACCACGCGCGAAAGUGUUCUCUUCCGAAGUAGCACGUAGCACAGUAAGCUUUGCGUUUUCUUCAUCCGAUAAAGUCUACAAAGACGUUUAAAUUUGCAACAUUAACUCCCCUGUUUUUACCUCUCUAUCAAAGUGGACGAAACAUGCCGACGAACAACAACCAGCAGAAGAUGCCAAGUGCAGCUGCCAGACUUUCCAAGCUGCCCAUGGUUCACUUCGCUUGUUCCAAGCUGUCGGUGUUGUACACUGACACCAAAUGCAGCUACCCCAAAAUGAAGUCUGUGUGUGAGGUGCUGGAGAGCAGCGUGACCGCUGUGGUUUCACCUGUCCUUGUUCAAAUGGAGCCCCAGAUUUCGGUUGCAAAUGAUGUUGCCUGUAGAAGUCUUGACUGGCUAGAGACUGCCUUCCCUGUGCUACACACACCCACGGAGCAGAUUGUUGCUACUGCCAAGAACAAGAUGCAUGAGAUCCAGGAUAUGGUGAGUGUUGCAGCUAAUGGAACUGUGGACUGUGCAGCGCUCACAGUUGCAUGGCUGAUGAACAGGAUACAGCAGGUAGACAACCCGGCUGACCAGUCACUUGUGGUGAGAGCCCUUUGUGUUGCCAGUGUGGGACUGGACUCUGCUCUGAUCACGUCAGAGGCUCUGCUGGACCGGGUGCUUCCUUCCACUGAAGAAGAUAAAGAGGAAGAAGCUAACUUGGUGGAGGGUUUUGAAGCGGCCACCCUCAGCAGAAGAUACACUGUACGACUGGUUUCACUGGCUGCCAAGCUGUGCAGGAGGACCUACAAAAUGUUUGGGUCCAAGAUGCAAUCUGUUCAGGUCAUGGAGAGUUUGUCCAGGUCUACAAGUCUGGUUCAAGAGCUUCAGACCAGCUGGUUGAGCUUGGCCUGGAACCUCCAGGGGCUGCCACAUCACAUCCAGGCGCUGCCUCAGUACUUGCAACAUCAGCUAGUGUCUAUGUUCUUCUUUAUCUCCCAGAUGUAUGACUUAGGCUGCCCACCCCCCCAACCCCACCCGUCUGAUCAGGAUGGAAGUCUCAAUGAUGCCGAGACCCCUUCAGCUCACAACGGCGUGGUCCAGGCUCGCCUACAAGCUAAACCUACUUUCAGAGCGAGGUGGCCAACCAAGAUGCCUGACUUUGACACUGGGUGUAAUGUUAAAUGAUGUUUGUUGAUUUAUACUCCUGUAAUUAUGUUGAUGUGUUUGUGUAUUGAAUUUGUCCACACAGCUCCCAGAGAGCAUCAACUCAUUUAAAAUAAGUUGAGCAUUCAUGAA
Messenger RNA from Etheostoma spectabile (orangethroat darter), 1294 nucleotides. Its product is annotated as perilipin-2. Lineage: Eukaryota; Metazoa; Chordata; Actinopteri; Perciformes; Percidae. The record is from RefSeq and is a predicted model, not a curated record. Bases 161 to 1183 code for a protein of 340 amino acids. Gene Ontology annotation, cellular component: cytosol; lipid droplet. Gene Ontology annotation, biological process: positive regulation of triglyceride storage; lipid storage. The transcript has 6 exons.